Messenger RNA from Prunus armeniaca (apricot), 231 nucleotides. The record is from the annotation of a GenBank genome assembly. Lineage: Eukaryota; Viridiplantae; Streptophyta; Magnoliopsida; Rosales; Rosaceae.
AUGCAAAAGAAUUAUGACAUGUUAGCGGCAGUGGCCAAUUGGGUUCUUGAUAUGCCUCAUACACGUGAAAUGGGGUCAAGCGACCAGACAGGGCCAUCUGGAUCUGGUACUGUAGUGGUAGCUUCAGCUUCGGUAGGGAUGGGAAAUUCCAGUGGGGGUUCCACUACCAAAGAGGAACAGGAUGAGCUUGUACGAGUUGGAAGAGCUCAAGAUGGAGUAUGGGGUUCCUGA